AUGGAUUCGGUCAUGCUGGGAAGCUUGAACCUGUACCGGAGGAUGCUAAGAGAUGACUUGCCGCCCAAUGCGCUAUUCCACCGAGUGGAGCAGGACGGAAUGGCGUUGAAGUCCUUCGGCCAUGGAAUUGCAGGCAUGAUGGCAGGGUGGACAGUCUGUGUCAUUGCGACACCAGUCGAACAUAUCAAAGCGCGGCUACAGAUACAGUACGCUGCAAACAAGGCGGACCGGCUCUACAAGGGGCCGAUCGACUGCUUCAAGAAGAUCUAUGUUGCCCACGGCAUGAAGGGGCUCUUCCAUGGCUUUCCUGCCACGCUGGUGUUCCGCUCUUCUUUCUUCUUCUGGUGGUCUUCGUACGACAUCUUCUCUCGAUAUCUGCACACUCACUCAGCCCUCUCCAUUCCGUCGAUCAAUUUCUGGGCUGGAGGAGCUUCCGCACAGGUCUUUUGGCUCUUCUCCUACCCGAGCGACGUGGAAAGCUCAAUGACGGAACUCGUCGUUUUGCAAGAUGGCUCGACGCUGCCAGAGCUGUCUAUGCUGAGUAUGGCUGGAAAGGCUACUGGCGCGGCUUCGCGCCCUGCUUCUUGA
This is a messenger RNA of Cyphellophora attinorum, 588 nucleotides long. RefSeq names its product Mitochondrial substrate carrier family protein L. Gene Ontology annotation, molecular function: transmembrane transporter activity. The record is from RefSeq and is a predicted model, not a curated record. The coding region runs from base 1 to 588 and encodes 195 amino acids. Lineage: Eukaryota; Fungi; Ascomycota; Eurotiomycetes; Chaetothyriales; Cyphellophoraceae. Gene Ontology annotation, biological process: transport. The transcript is spliced from 2 exons.